AUGGGCGAGAAGAAGAUAGAGCAGUGGGAGGUCGAGCGGUACUGGGAGAUCUUCUCGUCGCUAUCUAAUGGCCAGCCACGACUCAACAACGCGCAAGCGGCCACCGUCCUGCGCAACAGCCGACUGCGAGAUGACCAGCUGGAGCGGGUGUGGGAUCUGGCUGACGUCGACGGAGACGGGGAGCUGGACUUUGAGGAGUUUUGCGUGGCCAUGAGGCUGAUCUUCGACCUUGUCAACGGGGAAUAUAACGAUGUACCGCCUGCUCUACCGGACUGGCUGGUUCCAGAGUCAAAGGCACAUCUCGUCCAGGCCAGCAGGGCGCUGACCGGCUCACAACCGCAAUUCGAGAGAGUAGAGGACGAGGACGAUACCCCUGGCCUCAAGGAUGGCUUCGACUGGUACAUGGCGCCCCAGGACAAGGCCAAGUACGAAGAGAUAUACUCUGCCAACAAGAACCACCGGGGAGAGAUAGCAUUCUCCUCAUUACAAGACCUAUACGACUCCCUCUCAGUACCAGAUACAGACAUCCGCUCGGCAUGGAACCUAGUCAACCCAUCCGCCUCCUCCACCAUCUCCAAAGACGCAGCCCUCGCCUUUCUCCACAUCCUAAAUAACAGACACGAGGGCUACCGUAUCCCCCGCAACGUCCCCGCCUCCCUCCGCGCCUCCUUCGAAUCCAAUAAGAUAGACUAUCAGCUCGAUAAUGUUCGCACAGCCAAGAAAUGGGGUGUCUCUAGCAACGACGACACAAGUACAGGCCGCAAAGCCAAGUUCGGUGAUGCAUAUCUAAGCCGGCUAGGCGUCGGAGGCAAAUCAAGCUAUCAGCCCCAGGGAACAGAUUUCAGUAAUACCAUACAAGACGAAGAAUGGGAGAAAGUCCGUCUACGGCGAGAGUUGGCGGAGCUAGAUAAAAAGCUGGAAGCAGCCAAUGCGGCUGUCGAGGCAAGAAAGAACGGCACCAGGGCGCGGACAGACGGGCCUAAUUGGGCGCUGAUCAAGAAGGAAGCUCUGCAGAUGCUCGAGUAUAAAGAGCGUGAGCUGCGGGAGCUCAGAGAAGGAACUGGACGGGUUAGCGAGGGCGAGAGCCUUGAACGCAUCCGGGCUGAUGUCAAGGCCGUUGAGGAGCAGGUUGAAGGCCUCAAGGCCCAUCUAGCGAAGCGUAAUGAAGUCUUGUCGGACCUGCGUGAUCAAGUGCAAGAGGCCAAACGGUCUCGAUAG
Molecule: messenger RNA, 1218 nt
Organism: Trichophyton rubrum CBS 118892
Lineage: Eukaryota; Fungi; Ascomycota; Eurotiomycetes; Onygenales; Arthrodermataceae
Product: actin cytoskeleton-regulatory complex protein END3
Exons: 3
Coding region: 1-1218 (405 amino acids)
Biological process (GO): endosomal transport; endocytosis; actin cortical patch assembly
Cellular component (GO): nucleus; actin cortical patch; cytoplasm
Molecular function (GO): protein binding; calcium ion binding
Source: RefSeq, a predicted model, not a curated record